CCCUCCCCCGCCGCGGAUCCUGGCCGCUGCCCUCCAGACCCAGGAUGCCGGGGGGCAAGAGAGGGCUGGUGGCACCGCAGAACACAUUUUUGGAGAACAUCGUCAGGCGCUCCAGUGAAUCGAGUUUCUUACUGGGAAAUGCCCAGAUUGUGGAUUGGCCUGUAGUUUAUAGUAAUGACGGUUUCUGUAAACUCUCUGGUUAUCAUCGAGCUGACGUCAUGCAGAAAAGCAGCACUUGCAGUUUUAUGUAUGGGGAAUUGACUGACAAGAAGACCAUUGAGAAAGUCAGGCAGACUUUUGACAACUAUGAGUCAAACUGCUUUGAAGUUCUUCUGUACAAGAAAAACAGAACCCCUGUUUGGUUUUAUAUGCAAAUUGCACCAAUAAGAAAUGAACAUGAAAAGGUGGUCUUGUUCCUGUGCACUUUCAAGGAUAUUACGUUGUUCAAACAGCCAAUAGAGGAUGAUUCAACAAAAGGUUGGACGAAAUUUGCCCGAUUGACACGGGCUUUGACAAAUAGCCGAAGUGUUUUGCAGCAGCUCACACCAAUGAAUAAAACAGAGGUGGUCCACAAACACUCAAGAUUAGCUGAAGUUCUUCAGCUGGGAUCAGAUAUCCUCCCUCAGUAUAAACAAGAAGCGCCAAAGACGCCACCACACAUUAUUUUACACUAUUGUGCUUUUAAAACUACUUGGGAUUGGUUGAUUUUAAUUCUUACCUUUUACACCGCCAUUAUGGUUCCUUAUAAUGUUUCCUUCAAGACAAAGCAGAACAACAUAGCCUGGCUGGUACUGGACAGUGUGGUGGACGUUAUUUUUCUGGUUGACAUCGUUUUAAAUUUUCAUACAACUUUUGUGGGACCUGGUGGAGAGGUCAUUUCUGACCCCAAGCUCAUAAGGAUGAACUAUCUGAAAACUUGGUUUGUGAUCGAUCUGCUAUCUUGUUUACCUUAUGACAUCAUCAAUGCCUUUGAAAAUGUAGAUGAGGGAAUCAGCAGUCUCUUCAGUUCUCUAAAAGUGGUGCGUCUCUUACGACUGGGCCGUGUUGCUAGGAAACUGGACCAUUACCUAGAAUACGGAGCAGCAGUCCUUGUGCUCCUGGUGUGUGUGUUUGGGCUGGUGGCCCACUGGCUGGCCUGCAUAUGGUAUAGCAUCGGAGACUACGAGGUCAUUGACGAAGUCACGAACACCAUCCAAACAGACAGUUGGCUUUACCAGCUGGCCUUGAACAUUGGAACUCCGUAUCGAUACAAUAGCAGUGCAGGGAUCUGGGAAGGAGGACCCAGCAAGGACUCACUGUAUGUGUCCUCUCUCUACUUUACCAUGACAAGCCUUACAACCAUAGGAUUUGGAAACAUAGCUCCUACCACAGAUGUGGAGAAAAUGUUUUCGGUGGCCAUGAUGAUGGUUGGCUGUAAGUAUCUUGUUUUUUUUUUAAAAGAUAUUAUUUUUAGCAGUUUCCAGACUCUAAUCCAAGAUAGGAUUACAAUCAACUACUUUGUCUUCAGAAAG
Messenger RNA from Carlito syrichta (Philippine tarsier), 1511 nucleotides. It is a transcript of the gene KCNH5, whose product is annotated as potassium voltage-gated channel subfamily H member 5. The annotation marks the transcript as partial. Gene Ontology annotation, molecular function: voltage-gated potassium channel activity. Gene Ontology annotation, biological process: regulation of membrane potential; potassium ion transmembrane transport. The record is from RefSeq and is a predicted model, not a curated record. Lineage: Eukaryota; Metazoa; Chordata; Mammalia; Primates; Tarsiidae. The transcript has 7 exons. Gene Ontology annotation, cellular component: membrane.